Molecule: messenger RNA, 1322 nt
Organism: Ceratotherium simum simum (southern white rhinoceros)
Lineage: Eukaryota; Metazoa; Chordata; Mammalia; Perissodactyla; Rhinocerotidae
Source: RefSeq, a predicted model, not a curated record
GGACGCCCCGACCCGUGCGAGGGCCAGGUCAGCGCCGACUCAGCGAGGCGAAGCCAGGCGACCCCGGUGCGGCCAUGGCCUCGCUGCUGGGAGCUUACCCGUGGCCCGAGGGGCUCGAGUGCCCGGCCCUGGAAGCCGAGCUGUCGGAUGGGCUGUCGCCGCCGGCCGCCCCCCGCCCGCCAGGGGACAAGGGCUCUGAGAGCCGUAUCCGGCGGCCCAUGAACGCCUUCAUGGUGUGGGCCAAGGAUGAGAGGAAACGUCUGGCGGUGCAGAACCCGGACCUGCACAACGCCGAGCUCAGCAAGAUGCUGGGAAAGUCGUGGAAGGCGCUGACGCUGUCCCAGAAGAGGCCCUACGUGGACGAGGCGGAGCGGCUGCGCCUGCAGCACAUGCAGGACUACCCCAACUACAAGUACCGCCCUCGCAGGAAGAAGCAGGCCAAGCGCCUCUGCAAGCGCGUGGACCCCGGCUUCCUUCUGAGCUCCCUCUCCCGAGACCAGAAUGCCCUGCCCGAGAAGCGGGGCGCCGGCCGGGGGGUGCUGGGGGAGAAGGAGGACAGGGGUGAGUACUCCCCCAGCUCCGCCCUACCCGGCCUGCGUGGCUGCUACCACGAAGGGCCGGCAGGCAGCGGCGGCGGCGGCACCCCGGGCAGUGCGGACACCUACCCAUACGGGCUGCCCACGCCCCCGGAAAUGUCGCCCCUGGACGUGCUGGAGCCGGAGCAGACCUUCUUCUCCUCCCCCUGCCAGGAGGAGCAUGCGCACUCCCGCCGCAUCCCCCACCUGUCCGGGCCCCCUUACUCGCCGGAGUACGCCCCCAGCCCUCUCCACUGCGGCCACCCCCUGGGCUCCCUGGCCCUCAGCCAGUCCCCGGGCGUCUCUAUGAUGUCCACUGUACCCGGCUGUCCUCCGUCUCCUGCCUAUUACUCCCCUGCCACCUACCACCCUCUCCACUCCAACCUCCAUGCCCACCUGGGCCAGCUCUCCCCCCCUCCCGAGCACCCCGGCUUUGAUGCCCUGGAUCAGCUGAGCCAGGUGGAACUCCUGGGGGACAUGGAUCGCAAUGAGUUCGACCAGUAUUUGAACACUUCUGGCCACCCAGACUCUGCUGCAGGGGCCGUGGCCCUCAGUGGGCAUGCCCCGGUCUCCCAGGUGACACCAACGGGCCCCACAGAGACCAGCCUCAUCUCCGUGCUGGCUGAUGCCACAGCCACGUACUACAACAGCUACAGCGUGUCAUAGAGCGGAGGCAGCCAGUCCAGUCCUGCCUUGCCGUCCCCUCCUUCCUGCGCACUGAGCACGGCGGAGGGCAGGGCUACCAGA